Messenger RNA from Lagopus muta (rock ptarmigan), 4091 nucleotides. RefSeq names its product chromatin accessibility complex subunit 1 (gene CHRAC1). Lineage: Eukaryota; Metazoa; Chordata; Aves; Galliformes; Phasianidae. Bases 15 to 461 code for a protein of 148 amino acids. The record is from RefSeq and is a predicted model, not a curated record. Gene Ontology annotation, cellular component: nucleus; CHRAC. The transcript is spliced from 3 exons. Gene Ontology annotation, molecular function: protein heterodimerization activity.
CAUUUCUCGCCGGGAUGAGGGGUGAAAGGCCGCGGCCACUUCGGGGGGGCAAAAUGGCGACCAGAUUGAGCGGCGGAGAGAAUCGGCUGGUGUCACUGCCGUUGUCGCGCAUCCGCGUCAUCAUGAAGAGCUCGCCGGAGGUGUCCAGCAUCAACCAGGACGCGCUUUUCCUCACCGCUAAGGCCACGGAGCUUUUCGUUCAGUAUUUGGCGUCGUACUCCUACAAACACGGCAGAGGCAAGGAGAAGAACGCCCUCACGUACAGCGACCUGUCUCACACUGCAGAAGAGUGUGAAACCUUUCAGUUCCUUGCAGAUAUCUUGCCAAAGAAAAUCCUAGCUAGCAAAUAUCUAAAAAUGCUUGAAAAAGAGAAGCGAGAUGGAGAACUGGGGAAAUGUGAUGAAGAGGACGACGAAGAAGAAGAUGAUGAUGAAGCUGUGGAUGAAGCUGUUGGAUCUUAAGGCUAGUGAAGAGCUACUUCAUAGUUGAUCCAUUUUCUGUUGUAUAAAGGAUGUUAUUUUUGUGACUGAGAAUCCAGAUGCUGGAUAUAUUUAUACACUGAGCCAUCUGCUUUUGCUCUAAGAAGUUGAAAAAUUGAACUGUGCAUUUCCCGAAGAAUGGAAUUCUUCCCUCAGAAACAUGGUGGCAAGAGAAGCACUAAUGUAAAUGUGACAGCAGAACUUGCUCAGAUGACCGAAAAUGACUUCUUCAGACAAUCAUUAUCCAAACGUACAAUUCCUUACGGGCAGCUCUCAGUCCAAAAGCUCUUUUGCUCUUUAGAAGGGAGCUCUUCCCCAGUUUGUGUUUCUCAGGUGAAGGGAGGGUUUUUACCCAGGAUCUGCUACUCCUAGUCCUCAUCUGCUUGAGGAGCCAGUAAGUGAUCCAACCCUUCUGCAGCUUUCUGGAACAGUGGCAGGACAUUAGUAGUGGACCAAGCCCAAUUUUGAUAAGUGUUCUGUUUUGGUUUUGAUUUAGCUUUAAAAAGAAAAAAUAAUAAAGCUCUUGCUGUAAUGGAGCCUAAACUGGCACAUCUGCCAUUUACAGAAACUGAGUAGAGGACGAGAGCCAUUCCAACAGGGAACGUGUUUCAGCAGCUGUGGUGAUGAGCAGUAGAAGCCAUCGAUAACGUAAAUGUGUGCAGGAGCUUUUCUCUGCAGUCAGUUCUUCACGCCUGCAUUUUGUCCACGGCGCUCUAACAAAGCAUGAGUUGAUUGAAGUCUGUUAAAUGUGGAUUGUUGAGAGUGAGCAACCCUUUCCCACUUGAGUGACAGAGCUGCGUGGCUGAAUUUUCUUUGUUUUUUACUUUACAAACAACUGUCCUGUGUACAACUUUAUAUGCGACUUUUUACAAUAAAUAUUUUUAGGAAAACGUGACAGAGGUGCAGAACCUUCCUGCAGUUUUUUUCCAGCUUCAGUUUACCAUAGAACAAAACUGUAUUACGUCAGGAAGGGUGCAGUGAGUGCUACGUGAUGUUUUACCUGUUGAGAGAUCCCCAAGUGGGUAUGCAGAACUGUGCUGUUGUUGAAAGGGUUGAGGUUUUUUGUUUCUGUAAUCAUUAAAAGUGUACGGAGAGCUGAGGGAAACUGACAGUUGAGCACUGUGUGUUUGGGGUGGGAGAUGUCUGCAGUAAGAUGUGUAAAUUAUGAACAGUGUUUUUCUCAGCACUUGGUGUAGCUAACACUUGCCAGCUUUGGGGGAACAGAAGCAGCUUUUUUCUCCCUAGAAGAAAGUUGCAUGGUAAACCUAUAGCAUAAACAGGGUAUUGGGCAGCAAGGUGAAACAGAGGUGGACUCAAAAACUGCUGUUCACCAUGAUGGUUGUGUUGAAAAGUCACAGAAGAACAGCCUAAUUGUGGAGCUUAACCUCUUGGUUAAGUCACUGCUGCACUACCUGAUCCACAGUCAGGUGGGUCAUGACCUAUGAAUCAGAAACCCAAACCAGCCCCCAGCAAAGAUGUCACUGUACUGAGCACAUACAUCUUGAGGGAAAGACAGCAGGACCGAUGAGCUUUAGGGCAAAUGUGCUUAUAUUUACUAGUGUGGUUUUAGAGCGGCAUUUUCCACCACUGGUUCUUUGGAGCUGACCCAGUUAUCCAUCAUGCCUCUCACAUGAGCCAGUCAUGGUGCUGUGCAGGGGUUCUUAAGGAAGAUAUCAGUCACUUGCCCAAAGCUGCCAUCUUGAGCCUGGCGAGGAGGCUCAGCAUGGUCAGCCACCAUCUGCAGGUUGUAAACCAACACUGCGAUCACGCGCCCAGUGGCACAGCAGGAGCAACGGUGCUUUGGGACUGAAGGAAAACAAAGUUCUCUGGGGACGUGUUAGAUGGUGGCCAGUUGCACGAGGGUCGCUUUUGUGAGACGUGAAGUGGGAAAUUCUGCCACAGAAUUAAGAGGCUGCUCCAGUGCUUGCUCAGUACCAGUGUAUUUUGCUGCUGAAGGCUAUUAGCCACAUACCUGGGCUACGGUCGCAGAUGGACAGAGGUGUCCCUGGCCAAAGGUGGUCUGCACUUGGUCGUCCUGAAAGCUAUCCUCAUUUAUAGCUGAUAGGAAUGUGGCCUUGCUGCCUCAGACCUGUAGCCUAAGCCUGAGGUGGUCCAAGCUGCUUGGGAAUAGCUGGCAAUGAACCAUGGUUUUGUAGCACACCCAGUGUUUGUUCCACUGCAGGAACAUGCAGCAAAACUGAAGCACUUCUGCUACCGUGACUUGGGUUGAUGCAGUCUCUUUUAGCCUCCACAGAAGGAACACAUCCUCCAUGACAGUGCUAUGCUAUUCCUUUAGGUGCUACAAGGCUGUGACCAAGGCCUCCGGAGCCGUAUCUAUCCCUAUCUGGUAUGAGAAAGGUCAUUAUAAAAUGGCUGAAGCUCAAACAAGAUGAGCCAUCCUAAGUGGGCUUUCAUUAGGAGAUGCUUUGCUUUUCUUCUCGUUUUUCCAAGAAUUGAUUUUGAAAGUUUGCAGUUGUUGAAUGUUUCUGCCCUGCAGGGAAGGCAGCUGCAAGGCAGGAAGCUGACAGUACUUCUCAGGGUAUCUUGGCCUCUUUGAAGUGUUCAGAGAUUUUGGACAGCAGAGCACAUGCCGGGGGAUGGAAGCUUUCCAGAAUGAGUGCUAUUAUGUCCGUGUUUUUGGUUUCCUUCCUGCAACACAAGCAUGGAAGAUUCUCCCCAGUACGCCCAGGCUGCUCAAAGGCAAUGAAGCUCCCAUCUUUCUCAGCUUGCAAAAAUGCCGUAAGGACUGUGGUUACCAAGUAUAAAUCACUGUAUUUCAUCCCUCUUAGAAGUUUCCUGUGGGCUGAUGAACAAGCUCUGGGCAAUUAGCAAGGCCACAAGAACUUGAACACCCUUCUGUAUUAAUUCCACCAGAGACCUCUAUGGGGACUUCAUAGCUGCCAGUUUGCCACAACCAACUGCAGCCUCACAUCUGCUCAAGCCUGUCGCCGUUCCCUAUGAGCCUUGCUUGACACAGAGCAAGCUUGCAUCCGCUUCAAAGUAGCGUUUCAAAUCUAAGGGGAACACAGAGUUCUGCCUGAAAUGGGAGGGACAGCUGUGAGUAUUUCCUACUAUUGAAUAAAACCAGUCUGGUCCGCAGGGCUGGGCUGUGUUGGAACUCAAGAGACCUCUGCUAUCCUCCUGACUUGAUACUUCACUGUAACACAGAGAGUUUACUUCGUUUAAGACCUGGGUGCUGUAGGUAUGAAGUCAGAACAGAAUGAAAAGCAGGACCUUCAGGCAAGUGCUACCCAAAGCAACAACCUUCCAUAUGUUAUUCUAGGACAACUUAGGAGGCAUUACGCUAACAGCAGUCCAUAAUGAGCUAUUCUGGAAAGCAACAAGCAGAGGAGCGCCCACAGAAACAUCUGAAACACAUCCAAAGGGUUCAGUGCAGAAGAGAUCACUGGGACCAGGCACUGUGGCUCUUCUAGAACACAUACUCUCUCAUCUCACAAAGUAUGGGUUACAAUUUGAAAAGGCUCAGUGCGGUGUACUAUGAGGAUCUCUGCUCAGCUUUGAGUCUGUCACUGGGACUUGGAACUGCUUCUGAGCUACAGAUGGAAGCCAUUGAUGGCUUUGGAUUAAGUUCAAUAAAAAGACAUCAAACUA